This is a messenger RNA of Contarinia nasturtii (swede midge), 4187 nucleotides long. Its product is annotated as homeotic protein spalt-major-like. Bases 712 to 4059 code for a protein of 1115 amino acids. Gene Ontology annotation, cellular component: nucleus. Lineage: Eukaryota; Metazoa; Arthropoda; Insecta; Diptera; Cecidomyiidae. Gene Ontology annotation, biological process: regulation of transcription by RNA polymerase II. The record is from RefSeq and is a predicted model, not a curated record. The transcript is spliced from 7 exons. Gene Ontology annotation, molecular function: DNA-binding transcription factor activity, RNA polymerase II-specific; RNA polymerase II cis-regulatory region sequence-specific DNA binding.
UCGAAGCAACAAAGUGACUGCGUGCAAAAAGUGUCAAUUCGAAAUCGUACAUAAUAGAGCAAAAAGAAAAGAAAAUCGUGGAUCAAUGAUGAUGAUGUAAUAAAGAAAGAGAGAAUAGUGCACACACAGCAUCAAGUGAUACAAACAAAUGGUCGGAAAUCGUAAAGCGACACCACAACCAAAUCCGUUCACGUAAGACAGAGACGUAAGAUUUAACCGUAUAAUCGAUUCGAAGGGUUUCUUGUGUAUUGCCAUUUUUAUUGAAAUACGAUAAAAAAUAGAGCGUCAGUGGGAAAAAAAAGCGAAUCGAAAAAAGGGAAAACCUUUUGCUCAUGCCGAUAUCAAUUCAAUCAGUCGCUAUAGGAUAUCGAAUCCACAUUGACGGAUUUUUCACUUUUUCCUUUUCGGUCCGUGUUUUUUUAGUUCAUCCUUUCUUUCAUUUAAGUUCCAUUGUGUUUGAAUGACCAAAAGAUUCGAAGUGUAAACUCCAUCUUGGAAUUUGGUCCCGGAUUUUGUUUGGUUUUCAAAAUUUUGCCAUUUCGUUUUUAUUGACACAAGCGGUAAAGUUUUCUGAUUAAAACAAUAGACAAUGUUGCCAGUAUCGCAAUAAUUAAUGUGCAGUGAUAUCAAAAAUCAAAUCCAAGCAAAUGACUUUUAAAAUUUCGAUGCCAAGUGAAUUGAGUUGCUGUUAAUGCACAAGCCACAACUAUUAUGUCCAGACGAAAACAACUGCGACCAUUCAAAGUACAAGAUGAUGAUGAUGACAGCAAUACAAACCAAAUCAAGAGUGCAGAUAACGGUCUUUCAACGUCAUCGAACGGUCAUAGCAACGAUAAAGUACAGACACUCAAUCAAGCAUACGACGGAAGCGAGGAUUCGUCGAAACAUACUUUAGACCCACACGUUGGUAAAAAUGAGAAAGGUAGAGUUUGUUGCGAAACGAAUGAAAAUAAAACCGAUGAAAAUGAAAAAUGCCAAGACAGUGCCAAUAACAACGAGAAUAUCGAUCAAAAUUCGAGAAAAUCAGAUUCCGAAAACGUUGCACAGGAGCAUCUCACCCUCGAAGCGUUGGAAAAUACAAAAGUUGCCAUGGCAGAAUUUGCAAUGGCCGCACUAUCGAAAGGAGCAAAUGAAAAUUCAAUCAAAGAUUUGACAAUGCUACAAUCAGCAUUGUUUACAUUGCAACAUCAACAAGUUUUUCAAAUGCAAUUAAUCGAACAACUGCAAUUUCAACUGGCCAAAGCAAAUGCGAGAAAUGACAAAAAACGCGUCACAUUCUCAGAGCCAAUACAAAAUAAAGAUGAGAAUAGUAGCGAGCACCAAGAUGACGUUUUUUGCAAAAGUUCGAUUGAUGGUGAUACAGCUGCAAUAAGUGAAAAGAACAAAGAAACAGAAGAAGUACAAGAUGAAGAAUUAGAAUCAAAAAUCGAAUCAAAAACCGAAGAAAAUAUUAAAUCCGAGCUCGAACCAACAUCACAGACGUGUAAUAUAAGUUCGACACUUGCUUCGAAUAUAAUCACAAAUCAUGACACAAAUGUACCAUCAAAUGAAACAAAUUCACUGCAACUUCUACAAAAACGUGCCGAAGAAGUAUUAGAUUCAGCAUCACAAAGCUUUACAACCGGCAAUCUAAUCGAUGAGCUUUCAUAUCGAACUGGUGCUUUCUUUAACGAUGGCCCAACCGAUCCAGCUUUAAAGCAUCGAUGUCGUUAUUGUGGUAAGAUUUUUGGGUCCGAUUCAGCGCUACAAAUACAUCUUCGUUCGCACACAGGCGAACGGCCAUUCGUGUGUAGAGUUUGUGGAAGCCGUUUUACUACAAAAGGCAAUUUAAAAGUUCAUUAUCAACGGCAUGCCGAAACAAUGGAUUUCACAGACGAUUUAAAGAAAGAUAUACGAGCGCCUUCAUAUGUAUCACAAAUAAAAUCAAAAUCACUUUCAGACGAAACAUUCGAUUUACCGCAGAAAAAGGUGGAAAAGGAAGACUAUGAUUUGAAUGAGACAAAAUGUUCGCAAGCUUCUGAGUCACCAAAUCGAUUUGAUGAUGAUACACCACGUCAUUUUUUGAGUUUCGACCUAGAGUAUUCGUCAACAAAGAAAAAAGCGUGGGAAAAAUAUAUGGAAAUUGUUGACACACCAAAAGCGUAUGAACUGCAACAAGACGAAGCUUAUCGGGUUGAUCCGAACAAAUGUCCGAUUUGUAAUCGAUUGUUGUCGUGUCGAAGUGCUUUGCGACAACACUAUCGAACGCAUACGGGUGAAAGACCGUUUCGAUGUCGACUCUGUGCCCGGUCAUUCACUACAAAAGGCAAUCUAAAAACGCAUAUCGGAGUUCAUAAGAUUAACCCACUUUUGAAUCCAGUGCACAAUUGUACAAUGUGUAGCAAAAAAUAUUCAACAGCUCAUGUGCUACAGCAACACAUAAAUACGCAUACGGGAGCUCCAAUUGAUAUGACCAUCGAUCAAAUUCGAGCCGCCGAAGUACGGGACUUUGUGUCACACGAUUCACUAACCGAUCUUUAUGGAUCGAAUUCAUCAUUGGGCGAUUACAAUGAAACCAGAGACAAUUCACUGGACUUUGAAACACAGUCCAAAAAUGAAUCGGAAAUUCGAAGUAAAAUACCGAAAGUAAUCGAUUUAUCAGACUCGGAAGAUUCAAAGAGUCGAACGAAACGAACGGCACCAGAUUAUGAAAAAGAAAUUGAACAUCUACGGAAGAACUUGAGUUAUGACGGCUCACCGGAACCAAAACGACGAUGCAGCGAUACCGAGAAAAACCCGAAAGCUGACACACCGAGAGGAAUGGAUUUUUUCACAAAAUUUUCACCAAUUUUUACAUCGGCUUCAGUUCCAUUGUCGUCGCCUUCGCCUUCACUUCUUAGCGGCAAUAUUAAUUCAUUAUUAGCUGCGAACUCGUUUAGUCCAGUUGGAUUUUCAACAGGCGUUCGUGGUAAUACAACGUGCAAUAUCUGUUUCAAGACAUUGGCUUGUCAGUCAGCUCUUGAAAUUCAUUAUCGCAGUCACACAAAGGAAAAACCGUAUCUGUGCCAGUUGUGCAAUCGUGGAUUCUCAACCAAGGGUAAUAUGAAACAACACAUGUUGACACACAAAAUUCGGGAUAUGCCGCAACAUGUGUUCCGAAAUUCCACACAAUCACCAUCAUCGGAUAGCAACAAUUCACUGUCAGUCUCUGGCUUCCAAUCGCAACAGCAACAGCAACAGCAGCAGAACGAUACCCAACCAGCUGAAACUGCACACAAUCUCGAUGACACAGUUAACGAGAAUCGCCAAUUAAAGGCGUCCACACAUGAAAAAGACUACAAUGAUUUUGACAAGAACGCUGAUGCUGUCACUGUUGCUGAUCAAAGCAAUCCAACGUACUUAUCAUCGGAUGAUUCAGGCUCAAUGUCAUCGCCCAUUCAAAUGAAAAACGAUGAAAAUGAGACAAUUGAAAUUGGCGUCGACGAUAAUGAUAAAAUUAAAAGCGAUACAUGCGAGACAAACAUUCCGACAAAAACGAAAAACGAUUCUCAAACGGAAAUCCAUAAUGGAAUCGCACGAAAAACGAAAAUUAAAGAUUCAUAUCGAGACUAUUGCAAAUUAUGUAGCAAACACUUUGGAUCAGCUUCAGCACUCGAAACUCAUAUACGAUCACAUACUGGCCAAAAACCAUUCACCUGCAUAAUAUGCGAAAAAUCAUUUUCGACCAAAGGCAAUUUAAAGGUUCAUAUGCAGGCGCAUUCUUGGCCAAAUGAACCAAAUCGAAACCAUCGAAUGUCGCUUGACAUGCCAAAUCAUUUUCCAUCGAUGAGUCCAUACGCUCUUCACCGGCCGGCUGAUCUUUUUAACCCAUUUAUUGCAAACGCAGCCGCUCUACAGCAAAAGUUACAUGAAGCCAAUUUGUAUCAAAAAUAUGCGUCAAACAUGAGAGAAUUCACAGCCGACAUUCUAAAAAAUAAUGACGAACAAUCAUCGUUACAUCGUAAUUUAUUUGGGCUAGCACACUUACCAUUUCAAAUGUUUAACGACCACAUCGAUAACGGUUCGAUGAAAAACAAAUAGAACAAAUCUUAUUUAUAUGACAAGAAUGAAGAGAACAAGGUGGACGACAAUGACAAUGAAAUAGAAAUGUUUCAAUCAUCAUCGAAAAUAAAAUCAAUCAUAUCGCAUUUUUCAAAAAAAAAAAAAAA